AUGAUGCACCGCAGCCUAUUGCGAUCUGGAAGCGUCUUGACUACGCGCGUGGCCCCACGCCCCUCAUCGGGUGUGCGCCACUUCCGUAAAAACGCUCCCAUCAAGUACACGGAAAACAAGGAGGUCACGGGUCUCGCAGGAAUUGUGGAAGCGCACCUCCCAGCCGACAACCACGUACUCUCGACCAAGUUGAUGCACCUGACAAAUGUAAGCCUCAUAUUCGCCGUGCCACUCGCUUUCGUGCUAAGCCCGUCGCCGCUGGUGCUGCCUGUGGAUCUCGCUGUCGGUGUGAUCCUGCCUGUGCACGCCCACAUUGGCAUAAACAAUGUCAUCUCGGACUAUGUGCCCAAAAACGUGCGCACGCUAGCACGUCUUGGCUGGCUAGGCGCCACGUCGCUCAUGUUUUUGGGCUUACUGCGCGUCAACCUGGAAGGUCCGGGCAUUACGGAGGUGGUCAAGACGAUCUGGCGAGAGUCGCCCAAUAAGGAAAAGAGCGAGGCGUAG
Peronospora farinosa is the source of this 504-nucleotide messenger RNA. NCBI's taxonomy places the organism in Eukaryota, Oomycota, Peronosporomycetes, Peronosporales, Peronosporaceae. The record is from the annotation of a GenBank genome assembly.